Molecule: messenger RNA, 2948 nt
Organism: Nomascus leucogenys (northern white-cheeked gibbon)
Lineage: Eukaryota; Metazoa; Chordata; Mammalia; Primates; Hylobatidae
Gene: CTNNAL1
Product: catenin alpha like 1
Exons: 17
Coding region: 153-2360 (735 amino acids)
Biological process (GO): Rho protein signal transduction; cell adhesion
Molecular function (GO): actin filament binding; cadherin binding
Source: RefSeq, a predicted model, not a curated record
AGGGUUGGGGGCGGAGCCCUAGGGGGGCGGGCCCCUGGGGGCGGGGGCUCGGUUGGCGCGAGUGUCCUGUCGCCGCCGCCUCGGGCUGAUGGGCUGACUGGCGGCAGGCUUGCCGUGGCGCGGAGUCCCGGCUGCGGGAUAGACCGAGGGCCAUGGCCGCCUCUCCCGGACCCGCCGGCGUUAGCGGCGCCGGAGCAGUCUACGGCUCCGGCUCUUCAGGCUUCGCCCUCGACUCGGGACUGGAGAUCAAAACUCGCUCGGUGGAGCAGACGCUACUCCCGCUGGUUUCUCAGAUCACCACACUUAUUAAUCAUAAAGAUAAUACCAAAAAGUCUGAUAAAACUCUGCAAGCAAUUCAGCGUGUAGGACAAGCUGUCAACUUGGCAGUUGGAAGAUUUGUUAAAGUAGGAGAAGCUAUAGCCAAUGAAAACUGGGAUUUGAAAGAAGAAAUAAAUAUUGCUUGUAUUGAAGCUAAACAAGCAGGAGAAACAAUUGCAGCACUUACAGACAUAACCAACUUGAACCAUCUGGAAUCUGAUGGGCAGAUCACAAUUUUUACAGACAAAACAGGAGUGGUAAAGGCUGCAAGAUUACUUCUUUCUUCAGUGACAAAGGUGUUGUUGCUGGCAGACCGAGUAGUCAUUAAACAGAUAAUAACAUCAAGAAAUAAGGUUCUUGCAACUAUGGAAAGACUAGAGAAAGUGAAUAGCUUUCAAGAGUUUGUCCAAAUAUUCAGUCAAUUUGGAAAUGAAAUGGUGGAGUUUGCACAUCUGAGUGGAGAUAGACAAAAUGAUUUGAAAGAUGAAAAGAAAAAGGCAAAAAUGGCAGCAGCUAGGGCAGUUCUUGAAAAGUGUACGAUGAUGCUUCUCACAGCUUCAAAGACAUGUCUGAGGCAUCCUAACUGCGAAUCAGCCCAUAAAAACAAAGAAGGAGUGUUUGACCGCAUGAAAGUGGCAUUGGGUAAGGUCAUUGAAAUUGUGACUGACUGUAAACCGAAUGGAGAGACUGACAUUUCAUCUAUCAGUAUUUUUACUGGAAUUAAGGAAUUCAAGAUGAAUAUUGAAGCUCUUCGGGAGAAUCUUUAUUUUCAGUCCAAAGAGAACCUUUCUGUGACAUUGGAAGUCAUCUUGGAGCGUACAGAGGACUUUACUGAUUCUGCCUACACCAGCCAUGAGCACAGAGAACGCAUCUUGGAACUGUCAACUCAGGCGAGAAUGGAACUGCAGCAGUUAAUUUCUGUGUGGUUUCAAGCUCAAAGCAAGAAAACAAAAAGCAUCGCUGAAGAACUGGAACUCAGUAUUUUGAAAAUCAGUCACAGUCUUAAUGAACUUAAGAAAGAACUUCAUAGUACAGCGACACAGUUGGCAGCAGAUCUAUUAAAAUACCAUGCUGAUCUGGUGGUUCUAAAAGCAUUAAAACUUACUGGAGUAGAAGGAAAUUUAGAAGCUUUGGCUGAAUAUGCCUGUAAACUCUCUGAACAGAAAGAGCAGCUUGUUGAGACCUGUCGAUUGUUACGACACAUAUCUGGGACAGAACCUCUGGAAAUAACCUGUAUACAUGCAGAGGAGACAUUUCAGGUGACUGGCCAACAGAUAAUUUCUGCUGCUGAAACACUGACAUUGCAUCCAUCUAGUAAAAUUGCUAAAGAAAACCUAGAUGUGUUUUGUGAAGCUUGGGAAUCCCAAAUUAGUGACAUGUCAACACUGCUGAGAGAAAUCAAUGAUGUGUUUGAAGGAAGACGAGGAGAGAAGUAUGGCUACCUUUCACUUCCAAAGCCAAUGAAGAAUAAUGCAAACCUGAAAUCAUUAAAGCCAGACAAGCCUGACUCUGAGGAGCAAGCCAAGAUAGCAAAGCUUGGACUUAAGCUGGGUUUGCUCACCUCUGACGCUGACUGCGAAAUUGAGAAGUGGGAAGAUCAGGAGAAUGAGAUUGUUCAAUAUGGACGGAACAUGUCCAGUGUGGCCUAUUCUCUGUAUUUAUUUACUAGAGGAGAGGGGCCACUGAAAACUUCCCAGGAUUUAGUUCAUCAACUAGAGGUUUUUGCUGCAGAGGGUUUAAAGCUUACUUCCAGCGUACAAGCUUUUUCAAAACAGCUGAAAGACGAUGACAAGCUUAUGCUUCUCCUGGAAAUAAACAAGCUAAUUCCUCUAUGCCACCAGCUCCAGACAGUAACUAAGACUUCUUUGCAGAAUAAAGUAUUUCUAAAGGUAAAAGAGACAUUUGAAAAAGUUUCACACAUCUAUCUUUAUCUGGUUAAAGCCCCUGUUUCUUCAAAUAAACUGUUAGUACCCACAGAAGGGCAAUUUAUUUCCUUUUUUCAUGCCUUGUCUACAAGAAUCAUUUGUUAUCUACCCUCAUAAUUGACCUCAGAGAGUAGCAGAUUCACCAAAUAAUGUAGUUUUUUGGACAUCAUUAAUUCCGUAGCACUAAACAGCUACCCUUCAAUUCUGAAGUCAUUACCUCUGUAAUAGGACACAGGUGCCUCUGAGUCUUGUCUCCCAUAAUUUGUCUGAGAGAAUAUGGGUUUGUGCCCACAAAGCAGAGUGCAAGGAAUUGCAAAGGAUGGGAUUGAAUUCCACUAUUUGGAGUGUUUUGAGAAGCCCCUAAACAGCCUGCAGUAGAAUGAUUAAUUUUCCACCCACUCUUUCUGCUGGGGUUCCAUGAGAUAGACAUGAGAUCUAGGCAGCGACCCCUGCACCUGUGUCCUGGGGCUUUAAGUCAGCUCAUGUGCCUAAAUCAUAUCUCUUUCAAGAUCCCUUAGAUUUCCAUAUGGAGAAAUUUUAUCACGUUAAAACUAAAUAAAUGGUAAGGUCUUUUAAGUACUACUUUUUAGAAUAUCAUUUGCAUGCUUUUUGUCAUUGUAGGUUGAGAAGUGUAUUAUAAAGACAAGAUCCAUGAUGGCUCUCUUAGUCCAACUUCUUUCACUUUGUUAUAAACUGCUGAAGAAG